AUGAACUCGACAGUCCGCAACGCAUGCAUAGCUGGGGACUGGCCUACCGCUGAAAAGGUGCUAAAUGUAGAUAUUUACACUGACGCCAGCGAUCACACUGCCUAUGCCAAUCGCGCAUUUGUUAUGGCGCGAAAGUGCGACUGGAACCAAGCACUUCAAGAUGCAAUUCAGUCCGUCAGCAUUCAGCCAUCAUUGGCAGGCCAUAUCUCCAAGGGCAUUGCCCUCUGCGGCAAAAAGCAGACCAUUGCGUUGUUCAAUGCAAAUGAACAUCAAGAGGCAAUUCUUCGCAUCCGAGAGCUGGCUGCAUCUCCCGAUGUCGAUCCUGUUGCUUGUCAUAUAGUGGAAGCCUACCUACGCGUCCAAAUGGGAAAUAUCGCCUUGGAGGGCGCGCGCUAUAAUGAAGCUGUUGAACACUUCACUGCCGCUGCCAAUGCCAGCACUUUCUUUUACAAAUCGCCAAUUCAUGUGACAUACGAUGAGUUUGUCGUGCUUUUUGGUUGGGACCUCAAGUACUUGUGGCAAACUGCGAACCAGCAACAGUGUUGUGCUUUCUUUCGAGCAGGUAGUUUUGUGACAGCCAUCGAAUCGUAUCAGUCUAUCAUGGACAAGGUUGAUGAGGAUAGGAAGGCCGACUUACGUGCUUGGUUCGCUGUUCUUAGUGCUCGUGUCAUGAACAGCAACCGCAGCCAGAGCACAUACGAAGGACCUUCACGAGUUGGUGAAGCACAGACUGAGACAUAUCACGAUUUGCGUCACGAGGAGAAAAUUGUGAUUCGUGCAUGA
Messenger RNA from Suillus plorans, 783 nucleotides. RefSeq lists its product as uncharacterized. Lineage: Eukaryota; Fungi; Basidiomycota; Agaricomycetes; Boletales; Suillaceae. The record is from RefSeq and is a predicted model, not a curated record. The transcript has 6 exons. Gene Ontology annotation, molecular function: protein binding. The coding region runs from base 1 to 783 and encodes 260 amino acids.